Molecule: messenger RNA, 6805 nt
Organism: Diceros bicornis minor
Lineage: Eukaryota; Metazoa; Chordata; Mammalia; Perissodactyla; Rhinocerotidae
Gene: PLA2R1
Product: phospholipase A2 receptor 1
Cellular component (GO): plasma membrane; signaling receptor complex
Molecular function (GO): signaling receptor activity
Source: RefSeq, a predicted model, not a curated record
GUCCAGUGGUUAGCGAUGCUUCUGCUGCCGUCGCUGCUGCUGCUGCUGCUGGGGGCGCCGCGGGGUUGCGCCAAGAGCGCGGCGGCGGCGCCUACCCCCGAGCGGGUCCUCGAGUGGCAGGGUAAAGGAAUAUUCGUUAUCCAAAGUGAGAGCCUCAAGAAAUGCAUUCAAGCCGGCAAAUCUGUACUGACCCUGGAGAACUGCAAACAGCCGAGCAAGUACAUGCUGUGGAAAUGGGUUUCAAACCACCGCCUCUUUAACAUAGGAGGCGGCAGUUGCCUGGGCCUGAAUUUAUCUAAUCCAGAGCAGCCAUUAAGCUUAUACGAGUGUGAUUCCACCGUCGUUUCCUUGAGAUGGCACUGUAACAGGAAGAUGAUCAGCGGCCCGCUCCAGUACAUGGUCCAAGUGGAUCCUGACAACACGCUCGUGGCCUCACGGAAAUAUCUUCAUAAGUGGAUUUCCUACAUGUCAGGCAGUGGAGGCAUUUGUGAAUAUCUGCACAAAGAUUUGUAUACAAUUAAAGGGAAUGCCCAUGGGACACCAUGCAUGUUUCCCUUCCAGUAUAACCAUCAGUGGCAUCAUGAAUGUAUCCGGGAAGGGCGGGAAGACGACUUACUGUGGUGUGCCACGACAAGCCGAUAUGAAAGAGAUGAGAAGUGGGGAUUUUGCCCAGAUCCCACAUCUACAGAGGUGGGAUGUGAUGCUGUCUGGGAGAAGGAUCCGAAUUCACACAUUUGCUACCAAUUCAACCUGCUUUCAUCUCUUUCCUGGAGCGAGGCUCAUUCGUCAUGCCAGAUGCAAGGAGGUGCUUUACUAAGUAUUGCAGAUGAGACUGAAGAGAAUUUUGUAAGGAAGCACUUGAACAGCGAAGCAGUGGAAGUGUGGAUAGGUCUGAAUCAGCUGGAUGAAAAUGCUGGCUGGCAGUGGUCUGACAGAACACCGCUCAACUAUCUGAACUGGAACCCAGAAAUAAACUUUGAGCCAUUUGCUGAAUAUCACUGUGGAACGUUUGAUCCAUUUAUGCCAAAUGGCUGGAGGAGUUGGGAUUGUGAGGCCACCCUGCCUUACGUGUGUAAAAAAUACCUAAACCACAGCGAUCACGGAGGAGUCGAAAAAGAUGCUUGGAAAUAUUAUGCUACCCACUGUGAGCCUGGCUGGAAUCCCCACAAUCGUAAUUGCUAUAAACUUCAGAAAGAAGAAAAGACCUGGGAUGAGGCUUUGCAUUCUUGCCAAUCUAAUAACAGUGUACUAAUAGACAUAGCUUCGUUAGCAGACGUGGAGUUUCUUGUUACCCUCCUUGGAGAUGAAAAUGCAUCUGAAACAUGGAUUGGUUUGAGCAGCAGUAAAAUUCCAGUUUCUUUUGAAUGGUCUAAUGGCUCCUCAGUCACCUUUACUAAUUGGCACACAUUUGAGCCCCAAAUUUUUCCAAAUAGAAGCCAUCUGUGUGUCUCAGCAGAGCAAUCUGAGGGACACUGGAAAGUUAAAAAUUGUGAAGAAACACUUUUUUACAUUUGUAAGAAAGCAGGCCACGUCCUUUCUGACACGGAAUCAGGCUGUCAAGAGGGAUGGGAGAGACAUGGUGGAUUCUGUUACAAAGUUGAUACUGUCCUUCGAAGCUUUGGCCACGCCUCCAGUGGUUAUUACUGUCCUCCUGCACUUAUAACCAUCACAAAUAGGUUUGAACAGGCUUUUAUUACCAGUUUGAUCAGUACUGUGGUAAAAACGAAGAACAGUUAUUUUUGGAUAGCUCUUCAAGACCAAAAUGACACAGGAGAAUACACUUGGAAGACAGCAGGGCCAGAGUCUGAGCCAGUGCGGUUCACACACUGGAAUGCACAUCAGCCCCGCUACAGUGGUGGUUGCGUUGUCAUGCGAGGAAGGAGUCCACCUGGUCGCUGGGAAGUGAAAGACUGUAAACACUUUAAGGCAAUGUCUCUGUGCAAGCAACCGGUGGAAAAUCAGGAGAAAACUGAGCAUGAAGAGAGAUGGCCCUUUCACCCCUGCUAUUUGGACUGGGAGUCAGAACCUGGCCUGGCCAGUUGCUUCAAGGUAUUCCAUAGUGAAAAAGUCCUGAUGAAAAGAACAUGGAGAGAAGCUGAAACAUUUUGUGAAGAAUUUGGAGCUCAUCUUGCAAGCUUUGCCCAUAUUGAGGAAGAGAAUUUUGUGAAUGAGCUUUUAUAUUCAAAAUUUAAUUGGACAGAAGAAAGGCAGUUCUGGAUUGGAUUUAAUAAAAGAAACCCGCUGAAUGCUGGCUCUUGGGAGUGGUCUGAUGGAACUCCUGUUGUCUCUUCAUUUUUAGACAAUAUUUAUUUUGGAGAAGAUGCAAGAAAUUGUGCUGUUUAUAAGGCAAAUAAAACACUCCUGCCCUUGCACUGUGGUUCCAAACGCGAAUGGAUAUGCAAGAUUCCAAGAGAUGUGAGACCCAAGAUUCCACCCUGGUACCAGUAUGAUGCACCCUGGCUCUUUUAUCAGGAUGCAGAGUACCUUUUUCAUACUCGUGCCUCGGAAUGGUCCUCCUUUGAGUUUGUCUGUGGCUGGCUGCGCAGUGAUCUUCUCACGAUUCGUUCUGCACGUGAGCAAGAAUUCAUCCACAGCAAAAUAAAAGUGCUAUCAAAGUAUGGUGUAAAUUGGUGGAUUGGACUUCGAGAAGAAAGAGCCAAUGAUGAAUUUCGCUGGAGAGAUGGUGCACCAGUAAUAUACCAGAACUGGGACAAAGGACAGAAAGGAUCUAUGAAUAAUCAGAGCCAGAGAUGUGGCUUCAUUUCAUCCAUAACAGGACUCUGGGCUAGUGAAGAGUGUUCAGUUUCUAUGCCUAGCAUCUGCAAGCGAACAAAGUUUUGGGUCAUAGAAAAAGAGAAAGAUACACCAAAACAACAUGGAACGUGUCCCAAAGGGUGGCUAUAUUUUAAUUAUAAGUGCCUUUUGGUGAAAAUCCCCAAAGACCCAAGGGAUUGGAAGAACUGGACGUCUGCUCAAGAUUUCUGUGUUGAAGAAGAGGGGACAUUGGUAGCCAUUGAAAAUGAGGUGGAGCAAGCUUUCAUUACUAUGAAUCUCUUCGGCCAGACCACUAAUGUGUGGAUAGGAUUACAAAAUGAUGAUUAUGAAAAAUGGCUAAAUGGAAAGCCUGUGGCAUAUUCUAACUGGUCUCCAUUUGAUAAAAUAAAUAUUCCAAGUCAUAACACCACCAAAGUUCAAAAACACAUUCCCCUCUGUGCCCUGCUGUCAAGUAAUCCUAAUUUUCAUUUCACUGGAAAAUGGUAUUUUGAAGACUGCGGAAAAGAAGGUUACGGGUUUGUUUGUGAAAAAAUGCAAGAUACUUCUGGACAUGGUGUAAAUACAUCUGAUAUGUAUCCAAUCCCCAAUACCUUAGAAUAUGGAAACAGAACUUACAAAAUAAUUAAUGCAAAUAUGACUUGGUAUACAGCGACAAAAACCUGCCUGAUGCAUGGAGCAGAACUGGUCAGCAUUACAGACCAGUAUCACCAGUCCUUCCUCACUGUUAUCCUCAACCGGCUAGGACAUGCCCACUGGAUUGGACUGUUCACUGCAGACAAUGGUCUUCAUUUUGACUGGUCAGAUGGCACCAAAUCCUCCUUCACUUUUUGGAAAGACGACGAGUCAUCCUUCCUGGGUGACUGUGUUUUUGCUGACACCAGUGGACGCUGGAGUAGCACAGCCUGCGAGUCAUUUCUGCAAGGAGCCAUUUGUCAUGUGCCCACUGAAACAAGAGCAUUUGGAUACCCAGAGUUGUGCUCAGAAACAUCUAUCCCGUGGAUAAAAUUCAAAAGUAAUUGCUACAGUUUUUCUACAGUCCUAGACAGUACAAGUUUUGAGACUGCUCAUGAAUUUUGCAAAAAGGAAGGAUCUAAUCUUUUGACAAUCAAGGACGAGGCUGAAAACUCAUUUCUCCUAGAAGAGCUUUCUGCUUUUGUUUCUUCUGUCCACAUGGUUUGGUUGAAUGCUCAGUUUGAUGGUGACAACGAAACCAUAAAGUGGUUUGAUGGAACUCCCACAGACCAGUCAAACUGGGGCAUUCGGAAGCCAGAGAUGGACCACGUCCAACCGCAUCUGUGUGUUGCCCUGAGGAUCCCCGAAGGAAUGUGGCAGUUAUCCCCAUGCCAAGAAAAAAAAGGAUUCAUAUGUAAAAUGGAGGCAGAUAUUCACACAGUAAAGGAACAUCCAGGAAAAGGACCAAGUCACAGCAUUGUACCUCUUGCAGUGGCGCUGACACUGAUAGUAAUUCUGGCAAUUUCCACACUUUCCUUCUGCAUAUACAAGCACAAGAGUCAUAUCUUCAGGAGACUUGCAGGGUUUGAGAAUACUUACUAUCCUACAACCAACUUUAGUACAGUCCAUUUAGAAGAGAAUAUUUUCAUUUCUGAUCUUGAGAAGAAUGACAAUAAUAAUGAAGUCAGAGAAGGCCACAGCCAUGAGGAUAAGUAAAGAAGACCAUAAGAGAGUCUCCUCUGUAUUUUCCUUUCCAGACCAGAUGCCAUUAUAAUGUGAAAUUGUGACACUAUUUGAAUUAUUCUUAAAGUGAUUACUGGUUUUGAACUGUAACCAAAUCAGAUGAGUGUUAAUUUAUUCAUUUCCCCAAACUGUGAUCUAUUCUUAAAAAGGGGAAAUUAUACAAGUCUUAUUAUUCAGAAAACAGGAGCUAUUAAAAGAAACUCCCUAUUGAAGACUCUCAAACCAAUGUGAAUAAUAGUUUUUGCAUUAAUGUUUCUACCAAAAUUUGGGGGGAAUUUUUAAACUAAUCUGGUAUCUAUUAAGACAUUUACUCACACUCAUUCUUUAAAAGAGAGAAGGGGAGAGCAAAACAAAUUUUAAAACCCUCCACUUGUAUAUGAGAGGCAAAAGAAAAGGCUUCUGAAAGGUUUCUUGUUUGUUUUUAAUGCAAUCUUUUAAAUUCAAUCAGUUUUAACUGAUUUGGGUUAAAUUCAAUCAGUUUAACUGAUUAGGUUUGGGAAAUACUAAUUUCUAAGCUUAAAACUCACAGGUUCUGGGCUCUAAACUAAUAUUUAGAGUGAUAUUCAUUUUUAUUAGUUCUCGCUUAUCAAACUAAAGGAGAAGAAAAAUAAUCUUUCUUUAAAUAGUAAAGAUCUUGGAUAGCAGCACACUUUCAUAAGCAACCACACAAUGUGGCCUAAAAUUUUCAAUUAUUAAAUGAUGACUAAGUUUGAUAGUUAAAAACGUCUUGUAGAUAAGCUUAAAGGAAUUUAUCGAGAUCUUAAUACUGUUAAAACUCAUGGGCCUUAUUUAAAACUAAAGGUAUAAAAUAAUACAUAACACUCAACAACCAAAAGAUAUAAAAUGUGACUUCAAUUUAAACAGGAAAAAUUGAAGAUCUAAAUUACAGUCCCAUUACAACCAGACUAGACGAUAUGUUGGGAAGUACUAAAUAAAUUACUCUCCAGUAGUAAUCUAAAUACAUGUGUUAUAUAAAUGAGUUUAUUUGGCGUGUUCUAGUUAGUAAACUAUCGUUUUGGGGAACCAUAUCCUUUUGUGUUGGACUAGUUAGUGGAGUCACUAGUUAGUGGAGUAAAUAAUGAUUAAAAGCAUGAUUUUGUUGUUAAUGCCGUCAAGUUGAUACCAACUCCUAGCGAUCCUGUGUACAGCAGAGUGGAACCCUUGCCCUGUCUUCCUGCGCCAUCCUCUCACCUUCUAGCACUGUAUCAGACAAUGUUCUGCUGCUAUUCAUAGCGUUUUCGUGGCCAAUUUUUUCAAAAGUGGGUGGCCAGGUCCUUCUUCCUAGUCUGUCUUAGUCUGGAAGCUCAACUGAAACCUGUUCACCAUGGGUGACCCUGCUGGUAUUUAAAAUACCAGUGGCACAGCUUUCAGCAUCACAGCAACACAUAGCCACCACCUGCCACAGUAUGACAACCAGGUGGUGUGGUUCCCGAGAAACGAACUGGGCCAUGCCAGUGAGGGUGCUGAACCUUAACCACUAGACCACCAGGGCUGGCUUAAAAGCAUGAUACUGUCCAUAAAUUAAAAAGAUUUGAUCCUCCUUCAUUAAUUUCUUAUAAGGAAACAUGACUUCAUGACCAGUAUUCAAAAGUUACUCAUUACAUAAACAUUUAUUAAGUUCCUAUUAAGAACCAAGUGCCAUUGUAGGAACUGGGGUACUGGGGUGAGCAAGUCAGUGAGAUCUGCUUUCAUUGCACUUAUUUUCUAAUGAAGGAAAACUGACAGGAACCCAGUAAAGGAAUGCAGAAGUAGAAAAUAUCAGGUGGUUAGGAAAAUUAAGUAAGGUCCCACAACAGAGAGAAGCUGAGGGACUCUCAGGGCCUCCCCAGAGUGUGCAUUUUAAUUAUUACAACCAGCUGCCUCAAAACUGGGGGCCACUAGUCACAAGGUGGAGCUCCGGGAGAAAGUGUGAAUAAAUUUCUAAGUGGAAAACCAUCAUCACUAGAAAUAGAGUUUGAAGAGCAUGCUCUAAGAAGGAAGUCCUUGUGGCCUGAAACAUUAAUACACCUUCCAAAAGCAGCUCUUUGCGACUGCUGUGUAGUUUAUAUGCUGGGACAAUCAACUUCCGUGAUUUUUUUUAUUUUGGGGGACUUUAUUUUUUAAGAGAUAUUAUAUUAUGUGGCAGUUGUAUAUUUAUGACUCAAAAGAAUAAUUGAGUUGAAUUACGCAGAUGGUAUGAAAGCCCAAUUUAACAAUCUGUCAAGUGAAAUUAAAGUUCUGUUCUUUUCAGUAGACUUGGUAAAAACUGCUAAUCAAUUAUCCUUCCUGUCAAGGUAUAUUGAAGUGGAAUAGUCACACAUAACAAUUUGACAAAAUAUGUCAUUAAUAAAGUGGU